Molecule: messenger RNA, 1528 nt
Organism: Myotis davidii
Lineage: Eukaryota; Metazoa; Chordata; Mammalia; Chiroptera; Vespertilionidae
Gene: DENR
Product: density-regulated protein
Exons: 7
Coding region: 538-1269 (243 amino acids)
Biological process (GO): formation of translation preinitiation complex; translation reinitiation
Molecular function (GO): translation initiation factor activity; mRNA binding
Source: RefSeq, a predicted model, not a curated record
ACAUCCCCGCCCACAUGGGCCCCUCGAGUGUCCCCGGGAUUAGCCCCCUCGGCUCCCGGUCCCGGCUCUCCCACCUGGACCGCCCUUGUCACCCCAGUUCCCUUACUUUCUGCGCCUCCUCGGCUCUCCUGCCCUAUUUUCUCUCCCGAGACUCUGGUCUCCCCGCCCUCUCCCACUCCCAUCCCGGCUCCUGACUCCCUUGGCGUGUAGCUGCCCCCACACCCUGCCCUCGGGGCACCUCCGGGGACCCACCCCUUCUUUGUGGGGCCUUUUCUUCCACCUGCUGGGUUGCCUUUAUUGCCGCGGGUUUGCACCACUUCCUAAUCACCCCAGACCUUUUGCCCUCCCCGUCUCCACCGAAGUUGCCCUGCCCGUUCUUUCCCCCAUUCCUUCCUCUUGGAUGAGUGCCCUCUGCCCCCCAGGCGCUUGCUUCCCCGUAGGCCUGAUAAAGACGGUGUGCCCUGUGCCCGGAGCGGCUCGCGUUUUGUGAAUCCUAAUGGCAGCUUGUAUCCCCGUCAUCCACUUGACAGCAGGGAGAUGAAACGGACUUGGGGUUCGGGUUAUUCCUGGUGGGGGACGAGGCAGGGCCACACCCCGGCACGGCUGCCCCGGGGUCGCGGCCCACGGUCGUGCAGAUGUGUGUUCUUUUCCCCCGGCUUACAGGUCUGUGAGAUGGCUGCUGACAGUUCCGAAUCCGGGGGCCAUGACUGCAAAGGAGACUCCAGGAGCAAUACCAAGUUAGAUGGCGAUUACCCGCUCCGGGUCCUUUACUGCGGAGUGUGUUCAUUACCAACAGAGUACUGUGAAUAUAUGCCUGAUGUUGCUAAAUGUAGACAGUGGUUAGAGAAGAAUUUUCCAAAUGAGUUCGCAAAACUUACAGUAGAAAAUUCGCCCAAACAAGAAGCUGGAAUUAGUGAGGGUCAAGGACCAGCAGGAGAAGAGGAAGAAAAGAAAAAACAAAAGAGAGGUGGAAGGGGUCAAAUAAAACAAAAAAAGAAGACCGUACCACAAAAGGUUACGAUAGCCAAAAUUCCCAGAGCAAAGAAGAAAUACGUAACAAGAGUGUGUGGCCUUGCAACUUUUGAAAUUGAUCUUAAAGAAGCACAAAGAUUUUUUGCUCAAAAAUUCUCCUGUGGUGCCUCAGUGACAGGGGAGGAUGAGAUCAUCAUUCAGGGAGACUUUACAGACGACAUCAUUGAUGUCAUUCAGGAAAAAUGGCCAGAGGUGGAUGAUGAUAGUAUUGAAGAUCUUGGAGAAGUGAAGAAGUGAUUUUGAGAAUUUGUCUGUAUUUAAUGGUCUGAACUGAGAGUUGGCCAAAGGGGGAGUGGCCUUUUGAAAAGAAAAAAUAUUUAUCCUACAGUAAAACUGUGGACUACCCUCGCCCUUGGCAUUUUCACUGUUCUGUACAAGGCUGCUUGUGUUUUGUUUUGUUUUUUUAUUGCCAAAGUCCUAUAAACAGGGGAGAUUGUCAUGCUCAUGCAUGAAAUAGAAUUUAGUCAAAUAAAAAUUUUUGGUCACUUGGUCCUGA